This is a messenger RNA of Girardinichthys multiradiatus, 2254 nucleotides long. Its product is annotated as cell growth regulator with EF hand domain protein 1-like. The record is from RefSeq and is a predicted model, not a curated record. NCBI's taxonomy places the organism in Eukaryota, Metazoa, Chordata, Actinopteri, Cyprinodontiformes, Goodeidae. The transcript has 7 exons. Bases 559 to 1308 code for a protein of 249 amino acids. Gene Ontology annotation, molecular function: calcium ion binding.
AGGAAAGAAAAAUGAAGGAGCACUGUUGAUGCAUCUAAAUAUUUAUUUAACAACGUGUUAAAGUAUUGAGUUUUGGCACUUUUGGCCCUCUAAACCGGUUUUUCGUUUAAAGGUACAGUUGCUGAAUGUAAACUGCACAGCAUGAAAAUCGCCACCUUAGUAAAAUUUGCUGCUACAGUAAAAUGCUGACGAGACUCCACCCAUUUAACCGAGGUGAAAGAUGAAAAGUAACUCAGGAUUAUAUAAAUAUACAUACAGGCCGUGAGCAGAUUUGUCUGUCGCGCCCUUUGAGGAAUGUAACUGUGUGGUGUGGACGUGGCGUGGCAGGAAAAUCCCGGACGGAGGAGCACAAAGACAGACUAGGCUCCUCCACGUGGAGCCUGUCAUUGAGCCAGACACGCAGCAGUCUCCUCCGCCGCACCGGGCGGGGGACGGCAGGACAGGAGCGGGGGAGGACGCAGAGCCAUCAAGGCGGUGCGGGACGGAGGAGAAGGGCUCUUCAGAUAUGAAUCUUUAACUUGCGGAAAUCAGCGCUUUUUCCCUUCAGCACUCCUAACUAUGCAUUCAGGUCUGCUCAUGGCGUAUCAGCUGGACCGGCUGGUCCCACGUGUUUUGUCUCUGUACGUCCUCAUAAAUCUGUGCCUGGCAGCACCAGGGCUACCUGGGUCACAAAGAGAAGAGACAGUAGAUGUCCAUCCCCCACCAGCAGGACUGCUCAAUCCCUUCGGCUCUGGAGAAGAUGAACGCAGGUUGUUACAGAGCUACAUUCAUCACAGUCUACAGAACAGCCAAGGGGGACCUGAGAUCAGUUCCUGGGAGCAAGAGGUGUUCUUCCUGUUUCGUCUCUAUGACUAUGAUCGCAGCGGGUUCUUGGAUGGCUUGGAGAUUAUGAAACUGCUCUCUCACUACAACUCCCAUCAUGCACUUGGACCAGAGAUCACUGAGCAAGUGGUGUCGAUGGUAGAUUUCUUACUACAAACUCAGGAUCUAAACCAGGAUGGUCUGCUGGACCCUUCUGAGCUGCUCUCUCCUUCGGUCAUUAACACACAGGGCUCAAGCAACAACAAAAUGGCUCAUCAAGAGCAGGAGCUGGCAGAUGAGAACAAGCUAUCAAACACCAUCACUGUGGAGGAGAAUGCAGGAGCAGGGGAGCACAGGGAGAAGCAGCAGCUCGACAUAAUGGCACUACAGGAGGAACCAGUAAAGCAAACAGAAGAACGUCAAGAUCAAGAAAUCUUUAAUGCCUUAGCAGAAAAACAGGAGCAGGCACACCAUGUCCCUGUGCAUCAAGGACAACCAGAAAUCUAAAUAAGCUCAAAGACAAUAAACCACUUUAUGGUUUAAUGUCUUUAUGGUUUAACAGAUGGCUGUUAAAACGCUGUGCCUGUUCAAAGAGUUCCUGUCACAUUAAUUUCACGUUCUUUCAGUGAAAAAAAUUAUUUUAAGAGCUUUUUACAAAAUAAAGGUUCUAGAUUGAACUUCCAUAAAUUUAAAAGCUAUGAUACUUUGCUAAGUAAGUCUGUUCUGACAUCUUAGACUAUAUAUUAACCAGUUCAUGUGACUUCCUAAAAAACUGACCAAACUCCCACUUCAGAUGAAAUUGUUACAUUAAUGAACACAUUCAAUGGAGUUUAUUGCAUGAAUGAUAUCCUGGACUGGUUUGUAAUCCUGUGCUCCACCUCCAGCCGUCCCACCUGUACACACCCUACAUACGACCAUUCUGCAUAGAACAGUAACUUUUGAUUAAUAAGCUUGCAGCAAAAGGUCAUUUUUGACCAUGCAAAUAUGCAACAAAACAACUGAAAACAUGUUUCCUAGUAUCACCAUUGGCAAUGAGUCACAUUCCCUAUAUCAAACCCAGCCACUAAUGGGAUUUGUCAUCUCUUUUCAACCUUAAUAUUUGUUUUGCACUCAACUACUAGUCCCAAGGAGUGCAAUUAGACUGUUGUUGAUUUAAACUGGUCUGAUAUAUAGUCAGCUCAGAAAAACACUGGUGGUGUGCAAUAAAACAAGCUCAUAUCUUUUACCAACUCUUUCUCUUUGAGUAACACAAAUUCAACACGUUUCAAAAUGCUCGUCUUUGUUAUCACAGUCAGAAAGAUCACUUGAAAUACCACAAAAAAUUGUCACAUUUUUCUUUUUAUCAGUUAAUUUUAAAUCUGCUGGCGGGAUAUAAUUUGUUGGUGUGACUUGUUUACUUUUUAAAUCUUGUUUAAAGACAAUGUGUUAAAAAAUAAAGUAAGAGUUUCAAUGA